Chenopodium quinoa (quinoa) is the source of this 3190-nucleotide messenger RNA. RefSeq names its product loricrin-like. The record is from RefSeq and is a predicted model, not a curated record. The coding region runs from base 414 to 2990 and encodes 858 amino acids. The transcript has 4 exons. Lineage: Eukaryota; Viridiplantae; Streptophyta; Magnoliopsida; Caryophyllales; Amaranthaceae.
UUGGAAUUUCUUCUUUGAAUUAGUUGUAGUUUCCCUUUUUUUGCUCUCUAUUUUACUCAUUUACUCUAAAAAUCAAUAGCUAUAUUUAGUUAAAUUACUAAAUUGAGAAAAAUAUACAGUUACAUUUCUUUGAAAAUCACAUUGUAGUCUUAACCAUGCAUACAUCCUAAAACAUUCCGCAAAUAAACGUAUGGUGGAGAAUCACUCAUCGCAUUUUUCCCAAUGUCUUUAUAUACCCCCAUCUUAAUUCUUUUUCUCACAAACAAAAAAAAAAAAACUGAAUUAUCUUACCUUAAUAUCAUCUCAUUUAUUAAAUAAAAAUUACAAGAAAAAAAAAAGUAGAAAACAUAAAAAGAAUAGUGUUAGUCUUCUUCAACUUUUCGUAUACAAUUUGAUCAUUAAGAAUAAAUUCAAUGGCGUCUUACUUCCUAAAGAUCACCGCUAUUCUUUAUAUUGCAAUAACAGUUACCGAAGCAACAUUUUUGCUUCCAGCCUUAUUAGGAGGGGGCAUCCAACAAGGAGGUCAAUUUGGUGGCAAAUUUGGCUUCAAUCACCAAUUAGGAGGGGGAUUCAAUGCAGGUGGAAAUAAGGAAGUUUCUGGUGGAGGUGGAGGCGGAGGCGGAUUUGGAGGCCAUGGGACAUUUGAAAGCAAUGCACAAUUUGGAGGCAAUGCUAAUUUUGACAAACAUGUUGGAGGCGGAUUCGGAGGCCAAGGGGCACUGCAAGGUAAUGCUAAUUUUGACAAGCAUAUUGGAGGUGGAUUUGGAGGCGGAUAUGGAGGCCAAGGGGCAUCGCAAGGUAAUGCACAAUUUGGAGGUAAUGCUAAUUUUGACAAACAUAUUGGAGGUGGAUUUGGAGGCGGAUUUGGAGGUAAUGCACAAUUAGGAGGCAAUGCUAAUUUUGACAAACAAAUUGGAGGGGGAUUCGGAGGCCACGGGAAAUCGCAAGUUGAUGUACAAUCGGGAGGCAAUGCACAAUUAGGAGGUAAUGCACAAUCGGGAGGUAAUGCACAAUUAGGAGGCAAUGCUAAGUUUGGCAAACAUAUUGGAGGGGGAUUCGGAGGCCACGAAAAAUCGCAAGUUGAUGUACAAUCAGGAGGUAAUGCACAAUCAGGAGGUAAUGUACAAUCAGGAGGUAAUGCACAAUUAGGAGGCAAUGCUAAUUUUGACAAACAUAUUGGAGGGGGAUUCGGAGGCCACGGGAAAUCGCAAGUUGAUGUAAAAUCUGGAGGUAAUGCACAAGUAGGAGGUAAUGCACAAGCAGGAGGUAAUAUACAAGCAGGAGGUAAUGUACAAUCAGGAGGUAAUGUACAAUCAGGAGGUAAUGCACAAUUAGGAGGCAAUGCUAAUUUUGACAAACAUAAUGGAGGGGGAUUCGGAGGCCACGGGAAAUCGCAAGUUGAUGUAAAAUCUGGAGGUAAUGCACAAGCAGGAGGUAAUGCACAAGCAGGAGGUAAUGUACAAUCAAGAGGUAAUGCACAAUUUGGAGGCAAUGCUAAUUUUGACAAACACAUUGGAGGGGGAUUCGGAGGCCACGGAAAAUCGCAAGUUGAUGUAAAAUCUGGAGGUAAUGCACAAGCAGGAGGUAAUGCACAAGCAGGAGGUAAUAUACAAGCAGGAGGUAAUGUACAAUCAGGAGCUAAUGCACAAUUAGGAGGCAAUGCUAAUUUUGACAAACAUAUUGGAGGGGGAUUCGGAGGCCACGGGAAAUCGCAAGUUGAUGUACAAUCAGGAGGUAAUGCACAAUUAGGAGGUAAUGUACAAGCAGGAGGUAAUGUACAAGCAGGAGGUAAUGUACAAUCAGGAGGCAAUGCUAAUAUUGACAAACAUAUUGGAGGGGGAUUCGAAGGCCACGGAAAAUCACAAGUUAAUGUACAAUCAGGAGGUAAUUCACAAUUAGGAGGUAAUGCUAAUAUCGGAGGUAAUGCAAAAUUAGGAGGUAAUGCUAAUAUCGGAGGUAAUGUAGGAGUCAACACAGGUGGAAAUGUAAGAGGUUCAGGUGAAGGGAAUAUGGAUAAAAGUAAUGAAGGUUCUGUAGGCUCUAACUAUGGUGUAAAUGGUGGAGGUUCAAACCACGGAGCAAGCCAAGGUAAAUCACAAUCGAACAACAACGUCAACAAUAAUAAACAAGGUGGAGGAUCUACAAGUUCCAAUAAUGGUGUGAAUAUGGGAGUUUCGGGCGCUGACCAACAUAAAAGCUCAAGCCAAAACAAAUCACAAUUAGAUAGCAAUGUUAAACAAGGUGGAGGAUCUACAAGCUCUAAUAAUGGUAUGAAUACAGGUGUUUCAAGCUCAAACCAACAUAAUAAACAAAGUGAUGUAAAAAAUUCCUCAACCAAAGAAUCAAGUGAUCAAUCUUCUAAAGCAAAUCAAAAUUCAAAUGAGUCUUUAGGAAAAACACCUAGCCAAGCUUCUGACAAGUCAUCAGGGAAAAAUUACAGCAAAUCGUCGGAGAAAUCUUCUCAACAAGGAGAAGGUCAUCAAACGUCAGGCAAUAAAGCUAGUGAAUCUUCUAGAAAGAGUUCAUCUGAGAACACUACUGAACAAAGAUCAAGUAAUAAAGGAGGCACAUCCUCAGAAGAUUUGUCAAGAAAAUCUUCAAAGAAAGGAGCAAGUGAAUCAUCAGGAGAAACCCAUAAUCAAAAUUCAGGAAAGUAUUCUGGAAACGGAAAAGAAUCUAAUAAUUCAGGUCUAUCAUAUAACCAAGGUUCUGAAAAAUCUUCCAGCAAAGGAUCAACAAACCAGUCAUCCGAUGGUAAAACUUCAAAGUCUUCCAACCAAGAAACGGGACACUCUUCAGGAGCAACCCAAGCCUCUAAUAAAUCUUCGACUCAUUUCUCUAGUCACGAAUCAAACUCAUCAAGCCAUUCAUCACAUAACUCUUCUUCAAAGUCUUCAAGCAAUUCAUCCUCAAACAAAUGCACAUGUCAAGAUUCAACUAGCCCGCCGUCUGCCCACACAUCUAGAAAACUACUAGCUAAUGCUGAAUAGAUUCAAAUACAAUACAAGGGGCAUAUAAUUGUUAUAUACCUCUAAAACUUGCAUUGUUGGUUGCAUGCACCAAUAAUUAUGUUGAAUCCUACAUUCCUACAUAAUAUCCUAGGGUUUGGAAUAAUAUCUUGGACAUUGUGAUUUCGUUCAAUAUAUUUAAGCUACUAUUUUAUGAUUCAAUAAAUUUACAUUUUUUGUAA